This is a messenger RNA of Agrilus planipennis (emerald ash borer), 2544 nucleotides long. RefSeq names its product inhibitor of nuclear factor kappa-B kinase subunit beta (gene IKKbeta). Gene Ontology annotation, molecular function: IkappaB kinase activity; ATP binding. Gene Ontology annotation, biological process: positive regulation of transcription by RNA polymerase II; tumor necrosis factor-mediated signaling pathway; peptidyl-serine phosphorylation. The record is from RefSeq and is a predicted model, not a curated record. The coding region runs from base 192 to 2297 and encodes 701 amino acids. Gene Ontology annotation, cellular component: IkappaB kinase complex; cytoplasm. The transcript is spliced from 8 exons. NCBI's taxonomy places the organism in Eukaryota, Metazoa, Arthropoda, Insecta, Coleoptera, Buprestidae.
GUUAAGUAGAUAAACAGCUGUGCUUUAAAUUCCAAGUAACAUUGUUUUUUAUUUUUUGUUAAUAAAUAAUGUAAUAUUUAAUUUAAAUGUGAUUUAAAGAUACGCUAUCGCCUCUAUUUAUAACUCCAAACAGUUAUUCAUACAUGUUGCAUAAGUGUUAGAAGAAAAAUUUAAGUGCAGUAUUUUCGAAAAUGGAAACGUCUUCGAGCAGUGACUGGUUUCAAGCAAAACUUUUGGGAAAUGGAAGCUUUGGCAUCGUUUCUUUGUGGAAAAAUAAAAAAACUGGCGACAAAUUAGCAAUAAAAACAUGCAAAAUGAAUUUACUAUCAAAUCUUACUCCAAGACAAAUAGAAAGAUGGGAACUUGAAGUAUCAAUUAUGAAAAAUAUAUCUCACAAAAACAUAGUUGCAUUUCAUGAUUUAUCUCCAGCUUUAAAUCAGCAACUUCUAAAACAUAAUCCCACUGGAUUACCAAUAAUGUCAAUGGAGUACUGUGAAAAAGGAAACCUUAGAAGUCAGCUGAAUAUGAUAGAAAAUUCGUGUGGCUUAUUUGAGCAAGAAGUUCGAGAAAUAUUACAAGAUAUAUCACAAGCACUCAAAUAUUUGCAUAUCAAAAGAAUUACUCAUCGUGAUGUGAAGCCAGAAAAUAUAGUUCUUCAACUAUAUAAUCACAGAAAAUCUGCUACAAUAUACAAACUGAUUGAUUUAGGAUAUGCCAAAGAAAUAACAGGAACAGCUAGUUUUGUGGGUACUCUCCAAUAUUUGGCUCCAGAAAUUUUUCAUAAUGACAAAUACAGUCAUGUGGUGGAUUAUUGGUCCUUUGGGAUAACAACUUUUGAAAUUAUCUGUGGUUUUAGGCCAUUUGAUGUACCCCACAUGACCCCUUUUAAGAGUUUUCAGAACUUAAGGAACAAGGGACCAAAUGAUAUUUACAUGUACAGAAAGGAAAACAAUGAAAUCUGUUUUUCCAGUGAAAUAUUGAGAGAAAACUUCAUCAGUCAAUGUUUAAAGCAACAUUUAGAGAACUGGUUAAGAACAGUUUUGGAAUUCAAUCAAAAGCAAAGAGGCAACCUGUAUCCUAACAGAGAUGCUUUUUCUGGCCUUCAGGAAAUUCUAAAUAAAAAAAUUAUUGUAAUUUUUUCAAUGUAUACGUAUGAAUUUUACAGUUAUGAAAUAGAGGAUAGUACUGUCUUGUCUACUGUACAAGAUUGGAUUUCUAGAGAUAUUAAAAUGCUCAAAACAGAACAAUUUCUGAUCUCUAAUGACAGUGAAUCAGUUCAAAAGGACCAGUUUGCUGUCAGAUAUUUUUCUCAGGACAACGACACAAUGUUAUACGUCUUCAAAAAGGAUGUAUCAGUCAACAAAAACUUUUAUCAUAAACUGCCAAUAUACGUCCGAACUCUGAUAGAAGACGCCAGUAAAAUGUAUCGCUCUGACGACUUAAAAAAUCUUUAUAAACAGGCAUUGUUUUACGUAUCAAAAGAAAAGAAACAUAUGCAAACAUUUGAAAGGGGCAUGAGUAGCUUGAACAAAAUGUUAUUACAAACUUAUUCUCAAAUCAAAGGGCUUCUGUUCCAUGCAAGGCAAAUGGUCGUUAAAUUGUUACAUCGAAUUAAUUUUUGUAGAGACUUUGAAAAGUCUCUUAAAGACAAUGGGUCCUUUCCAAACAAAAGAUUAGAGGCGAACUUGCGAGAUUAUGAAGACUUAUUAAACAAAGCUAAAGAAUGUGUUAGAUUGUAUAAAACAUAUUUUUGUAGAAAUUUUUGUAUUAAUAACAAUAUUAGAGGUUUGCAGAGUAUUUUUGAUAAUAUUGAGAGAAAUUUUAAAGACUGUGAUAUAUCUUCAAGUUAUGACGAAAUUUUGUUCCAUAUUAAAACUAUGGAAGAAAACCAAUCAAAAGUUAACUUGAAAGUCGUGAAAGCCCUAGCAGGUGUUAUCAGAAUGAGAGAUAAACUCCUUAGGAUUCCUACAAUUAAUGAUUUUGUCAGGAAUGUUAUCAAGUGCCUUUUGAAAAUCGAGAAGUUCAGUACCGUCUUAAACUGUUUUAUUCAAGAUGUGGCUAACAUUUGUAAUAGCAUGGAGAGAAAUAAAGUUCUAAGGAUUAGAAUUGUCUACGAAAAUAAAAAUGGUGCCAUAAGUACUUCCAGUCCCUCGUUUUCUUUAAAUGGUUGUUCACAACUAGAUCUCAAAAAAAUUUUGGAGGAAAACGAAUGCUGGCGAUACAAAUUUGAAGAAUUUAUCAACAGUAAUCUACAAAAUUAUAAAGAAAUACGUCUGCAGGAAAACUAUAAUUUUUAAAUGCGUUUUAAUUACCUAUUUUUAUUUUAUUUAGUUUAUAUUCAGCAUUUACAAUAUCGUAUUUUUAAGCUCAAUGUGUCAAUUAAGAUUUGCAAAAAUGUAAGGCUGUUAGUUUUUUGUUGUGAUAUUGAUUUUUUGUUGAUUAGUUAUGGAUUUGAGUGAUUUUUAGAACGUCCUGUACAAUACUGUUAUUCUCUAUUAUAAACUUUUAUACUUUUAUAAAAACAUUUUAUGCUGUAGAGAGUAU